CAGCUUUAUUUUUCAGUGACAAGAAGUGCGUAACAAACCAUAUUCCUUUACUGACAGUGACUGCGCCAUGAAUGGAAGCGAAGUAGUGGUCGUUACAGGCUUUGGACCUUUCAGACAGUUCUUAGUGAAUCCCAGCUGGAAAGCAGCUCAGGGGUUGAAGUUGGUCGGAUUGGGACAGCGGACUGAUAUUUACAUCAAGGAAGUACCAGUGAGUUAUGUUAAGACUCAGCAAAUCAUUGCUGAGAUUUGGCAAACUCUUAAACCAAAGUUUGCCGUACAUCUGGGCCUAGCCAGAGGUUCCAGUGUCAUCAUUCUGGAGCAAACGGCGAAGAACGGCGGAUACAGAGACAAAGAUGUGUGCGGCUUCUGUCCCGAGAGUCACUGCUGUGUGGAAGGAGGUCCAGAGAAACUAGACUCAGUCAUUAACAUGAGAGCUGUCUUCAAAGAGUUCAAACCAGGAGGGAUGGAUGUGAUUUAUUCAAGAGACGCCGGCAGGUACCUGUGUGAUUUUGCGUAUUAUUGCUCGCUGUAUCACGGUCAGAGGAGAGCGGCCCUCAUCCAUGUACCCUCAUCUGGCAGCCUGACCUCAGCUGACAGACUGGUGCCUCUGCUGCAGAGCCUCAUCCAGAGCAUGCUCGACCAGCUGGAGGACCCUUCAGGCAGGCAGCCGCAGUGAGCUCCUCGGUGUCCGGCGGUUUGUUCUCCUCGCUGUAGAAGAAGCUCAUUUCCCUGAAGGGGGGGUCCAGUUCAUCUUUGAUGCUGCUGAUGAUCUCCAGGAAGGACGGACGCAUCUUGGG
This is a messenger RNA of Morone saxatilis (striped sea-bass), 797 nucleotides long. It is a transcript of the gene pgpep1l, whose product is annotated as pyroglutamyl-peptidase I like. Gene Ontology annotation, biological process: proteolysis. The transcript is spliced from 6 exons. NCBI's taxonomy places the organism in Eukaryota, Metazoa, Chordata, Actinopteri, Moronidae. Gene Ontology annotation, molecular function: pyroglutamyl-peptidase activity. The record is from RefSeq and is a predicted model, not a curated record. The coding region runs from base 68 to 676 and encodes 202 amino acids. Gene Ontology annotation, cellular component: cytosol.